AUGCCAAUUGUCAGGCUGCGUGCAGAGUUGUCCGUGCCAACUUCGGAGACGUACCGACACUGUUCAGUGGCCCGGAACGCAUCCACGUGGGUUCCUUCACGGCGCUGGCACGGAGCUGGCACUGACGGCACGCGGACUCUGGAAAGCUGCUUUACCGAACUUCCGCGAAAGGAAAAGCUGGAGCGCUUAAGCAAGACUUCGAUAACGGAUGGUCUACCGUCACGAAGCGGUUGCGAAGGCAAUGGCAGAGCACUUAUUAUCGCUGGAGCACAUGUAGACGCCUACAACCAAAGUUCACUUGCGCACCGCUCGCCUGAGUUCUUAUGCGCCCUUGUCCAAGACUGGACUCUAUGUUGA
Messenger RNA from Cylicocyclus nassatus, 357 nucleotides. Lineage: Eukaryota; Metazoa; Nematoda; Chromadorea; Rhabditida; Strongylidae. The record is from the annotation of a GenBank genome assembly.